This is a messenger RNA of Amphimedon queenslandica, 1077 nucleotides long. Its product is annotated as GTP-binding protein A-like. NCBI's taxonomy places the organism in Eukaryota, Metazoa, Porifera, Demospongiae, Haplosclerida, Niphatidae. The annotation marks the transcript as partial. The record is from RefSeq and is a predicted model, not a curated record. The transcript is spliced from 3 exons. Gene Ontology annotation, molecular function: GTP binding.
UCUCGAGGGUGUGGCUCAUGAAAUGUGAAGGUGUGGUUUCUAUGAGAGGGGCGCGGGCCGGGGAAUUACCUCAACUGCAGUGAAACUGCUGAAAACUGACAUUAACUGCUGAAAGCUAAGCCUUGAGCUGCUGCAGUUUAAAGACAGAGGCAGGUUAUUCUCUCUAUCUUGUACCUUCAGAUCAAGCCCUUCCCCUGUGCUGCAUGAUGGCUGAACCUUUACUGAAAGAUCAGGAUGAUGAAAAUCUUGAAUCAUCUGGUUUCUUCAUUGAAAGAUCCACCGAUUUAUCAAAAUUAUCAGAUAAAAAUAAAGGUGCCAUGUCAACAUUAAAACAGGUUCUAGCUAGCGAAGGAACCCGUUCGGACAUUCACCUCCUAAUGGUGGGCAAAACAGGCCAGGGAAAGUCAACCCUGAUCAACAGUUUGAUUGAAUUAGGGGAAGAUAUUGCUCAAGAAGGAGCAGAGACUGACAUGUGUACAAGAUCAACCCACUCUUACGUCCACCCGGAGCUGCUACCAGAUGUCAAGGUGAGGAUCAUCGACUCGCCUGGUCUACAAGAUAUCCAUGUUAACGAGCAGCUCUACAUUCAAGACAUGAAGGCUCAAUGUCAGGAAGUCAGUUUAGUUUUGUACUGUAUGAAGAUGACCAACCACAGGCUGGCUUAUGAUGAUACAUUGGCUCUGCGCAGGCUACAUCAAGCGUUUGGUCCUACCUUUUGGAAGAGAGUAGUAUUUGUCCUCACUUUUGCUAACAAUGAGAGGUGCGACCAGAAGGAUAGUCGAGAUGAAGAUGGUCCAGAGCCUCCGUUUUCUGAUCAGGCGGCGUGGGCAGAGUUAAUAAGGAGGAGGUUUAUUCACAGAGUGAGGCUGAGAUCUGCUGACAUCAACGCUUUCUUAAAGCGGAAUUGUGAAACGGAUGAAUAUGCUCAUUUCGUACCAGCUGGCCACUAUAAGCCAAAUUUUUAUAAUCCCAACCCACUGAAGUUACCUGAUAGGGACAAUUGGCUUCAUAAUUUGGCGAAAUCCGUUCACUCGCAAAUCAAAAAACACAACUUUAGCAGGCUGAACUUGAACGACA